Molecule: messenger RNA, 597 nt
Organism: Nymphaea colorata (pocket water lily)
Lineage: Eukaryota; Viridiplantae; Streptophyta; Magnoliopsida; Nymphaeales; Nymphaeaceae
Exons: 1
Coding region: 1-597 (198 amino acids)
Biological process (GO): folate import into mitochondrion; nucleotide transport
Molecular function (GO): folic acid transmembrane transporter activity; FAD transmembrane transporter activity
Source: RefSeq, a predicted model, not a curated record
AUGAAUGCGGUUACGCAGGCUAGCGUGGAGGCGAGCAUCCUCUGCACGCUGAUAACGCAGCCAAUAUGGGUGAUCAAGACCAGGAUGCUGCUGAACACGAACCCCAAAAUCAGCGAGUACCAGAACUUCAAGCGCCAGGUGAAGGAAGUCUACUCCCACUACGGUCUCAAGGGAGCCUUGCGAGGACUGGAGCUCAGCUUGAUCCUCUCCUUUUCUGGAGUGAUUCAGAUGUAUGUCUACGAGGGGUCCAAAAUCCUCUUCGACAGGCUGAAACUGCCCGAGUCCAGACUGGGAGAGAAGCACUUCAUCUGCGGCAGCCUCAGCAAGAUCUUCUCGAUCCUACUCUCAUACCCCAUCACUACCCUCCGCACCAGAAUACAGCAGAGCCAAUUUGUCACUUGCUCCUCCGACCAGAAAUACAAAUCGCUGCGGGACCUCGCGGGCAGGACGUGGCGGGAGGAGGGAGUUCGUGGGCUUUACAAGGGCAUGAACGCAAACUUGAUGAAGGGGAUGAGUCAGAAGGGAAUUUACUUUUACUUCUACGAGAUUUUCAAGCAGUAUCUCUUCCCCAGUCUGCAGGAGGGCAAAAUUUACUGA